UUAUUCCCAAACUGAUAGGACUGACAUAGAAAAGUUUGCACCAUCCUUAGUCUUUAAUCCUCCCAAAGUUCCUAAUGACGUUGGAAAUUUGAUUUGCUGCUUGGACCAGCGAUGAGAUAAUUUCUCACUAGUGGCGCUGGCCGACACUUUGUCCAUAUCUGCGAAGCCUCUAUUUAUAGCUUUCAUGACUCCGGCAGGGGCAUAUCAAACUGUUCUCCUCUUCAGAGGGAGGACCUUCCACCUGUAGCAGUUCAUAAGUAGAGAGUCUGCAACAUCUGCUUCGGGUCCCCUUGAUUCAUUCGUGGAGUAGCUAUGGCCAAAAUACCAGGUCCCACCUCAUCCGCAUUGCUGCUUCUGCCCUUGGUCAUCUUCCAUUCUUGCCUUGUUCAAGCUUCUGGCGGCACUUCAGCUGCAAAAACAGGCCGAGAGGCAAUCGAAAUAGUAAUCGGUGGUGGCGGCAUCUCGAUUGGCUCCCCCCCUGCUCCUAGCCCGGAGAGUGGGUAUUGCCCUCCCCCGCCCCCUCCAGAGCCUGUAUGCCCACCACCACAGGCACCUCCACGCCCACCUCCACCUCCACCGCCACCUCCACCUCCACCGCCACCUCCACCUCUGCCAUCACCGCCGCCACCUCCACGAUUGCGGCCACCGCCACCUCCACCAUCGCCGUCACUGCCGCCCCGGCGUCCACCUCCAACUCCAACUCCAGUUGUCCCCCAGCGGAGCCGGCUGGACAUGGUGUAUCAACCAAUACAGGAUUUCAAGAAGCUCAUAAGCAAGGGCAACUGCGACCCUAAGAAAGUCACUGCGACCUGGAAUGGCACAGGAGAAAAGAUCUGCAAUUACAAGGGCUUCACCUGUGCAACUGUACCCGGCUACAAGAUGUCGGGUCUCGCCGGCAUCGACUUCAAUGGCUUCGGCUUCUGCAAUGACAAGGGACAGCUCCCUAUCGACAACUUCAUUGAGAGACUACCCGAUCUCGUAUUCUUUCAUACAAACUCCAACAACAUUACCGGUCGCAUCCCCUCCAAUCUUUCCAAGCUCAAGUAUUUCUACGAACUCGACUUGAGCAACAACAAGCUACGAGGAGCAUUCCCACUGACCGUUCUAGGCGCCACCAAUCUCACUUUCUUGGAUCUCAGGUUCAACAACCUGACUGGACCGAUACCAGCGCAAGUAUUCACUCUGGACCUUGAAGUUCUCUUUCUCAACAACAACGAGUUCAAUGGGGCAAUUCCGGAAAAUCUCGGUAAAACACCCGUAAGUUAUCUCACCCUAGCCAACAACAAGUUCACAGGCCCAAUCCCUCGAAGCAUAGGGAAAACUUCAAAGUCGUUGCUAGAGGUGCUGUUCCUGAAUAACCAAUUAUCGGGUUGCCUUCCGUAUGAGAUAGGACUUCUGAAGAAAACCACUACUUUCGACGCCAGUAUCAAUCAGUUGACUGGUCCCAUACCACAUUCCUUCGGCUGUCUGCAGCAGAUGAAUCAGCUAAACUUGUCGCAUAACCAUUUAUACGGGCCGGUUCCUGAGACGGUGUGCGUGCUGCCGAAGCUGAGUGCACUAACACUGAACAACAAUUACUUCACACAGGUUGGGCCGGAAUGCCGGAAGUUGAUCUUGAAGAAAAAGCUCGAUGUAAGGAUGAACUGCAUUUUAGGUCUUCCAUCACAGAGAUCUCCGGCAGAAUGUGAUGCCUUCUUCUCCAAGAAGGUAAAGUGCCCAAACGAGAAGUCAAUGAGAUAUGUCCCCUGCAAGAUUAGUCAGUCAAAUGCCGAGGAUGCCUCCAAAGGGUCAGUGACACCUGAGAUCGCCCCAGCACCAUCACCUUCUUAUGCGGCACUCAAUAGGAACCGAUAGCAAGUGAAGUUAUUAGACAGGGCUAAAGCAAUUGUCAUGUGGAUUCUGCCAGAAAAAUAACGGGGCACAGCAGCUUUCUGUACUUAGUUUUUUUAAUAUUUGCAUCAUGCAUUGUAACUGCAAGCAUGUAAGUUUCUCGUGAAGUAUCAUUUGAGUAUAGUAAAUUAAUGCUGUUGAAGUUGUCGAUU
Messenger RNA from Eucalyptus grandis, 2042 nucleotides. RefSeq lists its product as uncharacterized. Lineage: Eukaryota; Viridiplantae; Streptophyta; Magnoliopsida; Myrtales; Myrtaceae. The record is from RefSeq and is a predicted model, not a curated record. Gene Ontology annotation, molecular function: protein binding.